UAAUUAGUUACUGAUAUCGCUGGUCUACUCCUCUGCUCCGACAAUUAAGGUGAAAAUUAUAUCGGAGUUUGCCAUCCAUUGAUGAUACUAUGCUCAUACUAUCCAGUCUUUUUUACAUUUCUCGAAACGAAACUGAGCAUAAUCUCACUCUAUGAGUGCAAACCUACCCCCCCGAGCGAAAACGACCCUCCAGUUAUAUCGAGCUCUUCUUCGGGAAGCAACUUAUCUUCCUGACCCAGCUGCAAGAACAUACGUGCACGAUCAAGUAGUCAAGCGCUUCCGAAAGAGGCAGUGUAUUGAAGAUGUUGAAAAGAUAUCCCACGGAUUACAGCAAUCGCGGUCCUGGCUAAGCAAGCUGCAACGCGCGAACCAUGGAGACAGUAAAGCACUGGGGCGCGUGCUCAUGGACACAUAUGGAAGGUCUGGAGCUCGGCGGCGGCAGCUUAUGGAGCGUGUCAUUAACACUAUGAAGCUCGAUGCCACAGUCGACGGAACAGAAGAAUGCCUCUACAGUGACCGAAAAUUUGCAUCUCGUGUGAGCAUCAAACCGAGCAAAAAGGGCUAUUCUUUCGCCGUCUCUAAGCGCUUCCCUCUACUCCAUGCGUUGAUGGCCAGCCCGAUGGCCAGGUCAGAUGACACCAAACCUGUGUUGUCGAAAGCCAGAAUCUUUCGAGUACCUGCAAAUAACAUUUGGGAAAAACCUAUACCUCGAAAACGAUUAAAGAACUUAGCAAGAUCCUGGGAUGCUCGAGUAUUGAGCGCGAUAUCGCUUCCGCUGCCUGCAGAAGAUUACGAACGACUACGUGACAUGGCCUCCGGCAAAGUACCAUUUGAGGGAGUCCGAACGCGUCGUCCAGGGAUAGUACCAAUUCCCCAUGACAUGAGACAAAAAGAAUUUUCUGCGCUUCUAGAAUCACAAGUGUCGCUAUUGCGACCUUCCACACAUGAUACAAUCACUCACCAACAGGACAAACCAUUCAACCCAAGCUCGCCAUCUUUCCGGUUUGUUGACCUGGCGAACGAAGAUAUGAUAAGAAAGAGUCUUUUAGAUGACGCGAUCGGAGCGCAGCGUCUAAACAAGGAUUUCAAUUGGCUGCGAAAUAAACGUAGCACCACCAUCACGCCGCGUAUGAUGCGACGACUAUGGAAAAAGGUUCUUGCAGUCUCUUGUGCUGCGAAAUGGGAUGCCGUGGCAUCUAGAUGGACUAUUGAAGGUCAUUAUGAGCCUAAAGUCUUCACAAGACCCGCGGAGCUACAACUAAUUCCGUCGAUCUCGGAUGACAUACAGGAGAACAGGAGUCCACAGCAAAACCAUAGUUCUUAGAGCUUAAACUAGAGCCUUAAUAAGUUCUGGUACCCA
Messenger RNA from Pseudovirgaria hyperparasitica, 1360 nucleotides. RefSeq lists its product as uncharacterized. The record is from RefSeq and is a predicted model, not a curated record. Bases 152 to 1324 code for a protein of 390 amino acids. The transcript has a single exon. NCBI's taxonomy places the organism in Eukaryota, Fungi, Ascomycota, Dothideomycetes, Acrospermales, Acrospermaceae.